UUUCCCACGCAGUCUCUUUCCCCGGCCACAAAACAACCGUGAGUGUCUAACUCACCGUUCUUUAACAACUUUUAAAAAACAAAAAAAUAUAAAAAAUACAAAAUAUAAAAUCUUAAAAAUAAAUAGGCCUUCCGUAAUAUACAAAAUAAAAAUACGUCGCUAAAUUGUGUUAACAGGAGGCCUCGGGCUUAACCCGACGUUUAAGACAAUUAUAUUUAUCAGGAGAAUACGCCGAGAUUCCAUUCUGUUUUUAGCUGUCACUUUUCCUUGUCAGCGAGUCUUGAAACUUCGAUCUGAACACAAGUCGCAUUCUGAGUGUUUUUUACUCACAGAUUCGGCCCCGGGGAGCAUUUCUUAUCAACAAUUCCCGUGAUUAUAGCGCGAAGGAAGAAUUCAUACAUUUUGUGCACUCCGAGAAAUGAACACAGAGACUACAGGGAGUUAUCCAAUGGCUUCUCUCUAUGUUGGCGAUCUGCACCCUGAUAUCACGGAGGCUAUGCUGUAUGAGAAAUUCAGCCCAGCAGGACCGGUGUUGUCUAUUCGAGUAUGUCGUGAUAUGAUCACCCGACGCUCUCUGGGUUAUGCCUAUGUGAAUUUCUCGCAACCCACCGACGCCGAGAGAGCCCUGGACACCAUGAACUUUGAUGUGGUGAAAGGGAAGCCAAUCAGAAUCAUGUGGUCACAGAGAGACCCCUCACUCAGGAAGUCUGGGGUGGGCAACGUGUUCAUCAAGAACCUGGACAAGACCAUCGACAACAAGGCCCUCUAUGACACCUUCUCUGCAUUUGGGAACAUUCUGUCUUGCAAAAGCAUCAACUUGUCUCUCAAACAGGUUGUGUGUGAUGAGAAUGGAUCCAAGGGAUACGCGUUUGUGCACUUUGAGACGCAGGACGCAGCCGACCGCGCCAUUGAAAAGAUGAACGGCAUGCUUCUGAACGACCGCAAGGUUUUCGUUGGACGUUUCAAGUCUCGGAAGGAGAGGGAGGCAGAACUCGGGGCCAAAGCAAAGGAGUUCACCAACGUCUACAUCAAGAACUUUGGAGACGACAUGAACGAUGACAAGCUAAAGGAAAUGUUUGACCAAUACGGUAGCAUUCUCAGUGUGAAGGUCAUGACCGACCCUAGUGGCAAAUCUCGAGGCUUUGGCUUUGUGAGUUACGAGAAACACGAGGAUGCUAACAAGGCAUGUGAGGAGAUGAACGGCCAAGAGUUCAAUGGGAAGACUGUGUUUGUGGGACGUGCUCAGAAGAAGAUUGAACGGCAGGGGGAGCUGAAGAGGAAGUUUGAGAUGCUGAAACAGGAGAGGAUCAGCCGUUACCAGGGUGUUAACCUUUACAUUAAGAACCUGGACGACACCAUUGACGACGAGAAACUGCGCAAGGAAUUCACCCCAUUCGGGUCCAUCACCAGUGCCAAAGUGAUGCUGGAGGAGGGGCGUUCCAAGGGCUUUGGGUUUGUCUGCUUCUCCUCUCCUGAGGAGGCCACCAAGGCUGUGACUGAGAUGAACGGACGCAUUGUGGGCUCCAAGCCCCUCUACGUGGCCUUGGCUCAGCGCAAAGAAGAGCGCAAGGCCCACCUCACUAACCAGUACAUGCAGCGCAUCACUGGCAUGAGGGCCAUGCCUGCCAACGCCAUCAUCAACCAGUUCCAGCCCGCCAGCGGAUACUUCAUGCCUGCAGUGCCUCAGGGCCAAAACAGGACCACCUACUAUGCACCCAAUCAGCUGACCCAGAUGAGGCCCAACCCCCGCUGGCAGCAGCAGGGUGGCAGAGGCCAAGGUGGUUUCCAGGGGAUGUCCAACUCCCUGCGCCAGCCUGGUCCACGUGCCAACCUGAGACACCUGGCUCCCAGCGCCCAGGGCCCACGAGGCAUGGGGCCUGCUGGAGCUCAGAGAGUUGGAGGUGCUGGCCAGGCUAUGGGUCCUCGUCCCUCCAUGGGAGUCCCUGCCCCUCGUGCCAUGCCACCCUACAAGUAUGCCACCAGCAUACGCAAUACUAACCCCCAAGUGGUGCAGCCCAUCGCCUUACAGCAGGCUCAGCCAGCUGUACAUGUGCAGGGUCAGGAGCCUCUCACAUCCUCCAUGCUGGCUUCUGCACCCCCCCAGGAGCAGAAGCAGAUGCUGGGGGAGCGCCUGUUCCCCCUGAUCCAGGCCAUGCACCCCAGCUUGGCAGGGAAGAUCACUGGGAUGCUGCUUGAGAUUGACAACUCUGAGCUGCUGCACAUGCUGGAGUCCCACGAAUCCCUGCGCUCCAAGGUGGAGGAGGCUGUUGCCGUUCUGCAGGCCCACCAGGCAAAGAAGGAUGCCACACAAAAAGUGGGAGUCAUCCCUACAACUACUGCUGCCUCUACUUCCUGAUGUAUAAGACCGCUUACUAAAUGACACAAUCAACUGAGAAAAAGAUGAGGAGAGAUCACUACAUUGGCUUCAAAUGACUGGGUCAUCUCUACAAAAUCCUAUGCAAAAAUAAAUAAAAACAAGGUUGAAAAAAAUAGAAAAAAUCUUUUAAAAACAUACUUAAAUAUUUUUUAAAGAGAUUACAGUACUUAAUUUGUCUAGUUAAAAAAAAAGUUCUGUAAUACAUUUUAACUUUACCAAAAGCAAAACUUCCAACUAAAUAAGGCCCUUGAUUUUGUGGCCAGGACAGACCCCUUUUCUCUGAUGAAAAUUUGCUUUGCUCUUAUUCUUUGUUUGAAAGUUUUGUUUUAUGAUUUUAUUUGGACAAUUGGAUUCCUCCGUCCCAUCAUGUUAUCAUGGGUGGUGUGGUAUAUGGUAUUCUCAAUAAAGGGAUGAAUAUCAAAUGUACAA
Oncorhynchus nerka (sockeye salmon) is the source of this 2806-nucleotide messenger RNA. Its product is annotated as polyadenylate-binding protein 4-like. Gene Ontology annotation, cellular component: cytosol; nucleus; ribonucleoprotein complex. The transcript has 15 exons. The coding region runs from base 419 to 2356 and encodes 645 amino acids. The record is from RefSeq and is a predicted model, not a curated record. Gene Ontology annotation, molecular function: mRNA 3'-UTR binding; poly(U) RNA binding; poly(A) binding. NCBI's taxonomy places the organism in Eukaryota, Metazoa, Chordata, Actinopteri, Salmoniformes, Salmonidae.